Messenger RNA from Metopolophium dirhodum (rose-grain aphid), 1290 nucleotides. RefSeq lists its product as uncharacterized. Gene Ontology annotation, cellular component: plasma membrane. Lineage: Eukaryota; Metazoa; Arthropoda; Insecta; Hemiptera; Aphididae. Gene Ontology annotation, biological process: detection of chemical stimulus involved in sensory perception of smell; sensory perception of smell. The transcript has 6 exons. Gene Ontology annotation, molecular function: odorant binding; olfactory receptor activity. Bases 1 to 1290 code for a protein of 429 amino acids. The record is from RefSeq and is a predicted model, not a curated record.
AUGGACAUUCGGAACGAGAAGAAUAAUUUUUUCGACAUAAGGUUGGCAAAAAUUUCAGGUCUGUAUCAAAUGCUAGAUCCUGAAACAGUAAAAUAUCGUGGUCGAAACGUCUAUCACAUUCUCAUGGCAUGCGUUUUGGUGUACAUGUGUUUCAUCUCUAUGAUUUUGAUGUUCAGUGUCCCGUACUAUUGGACGGGCAAUAUACCUAUAAGUAUGGAUUAUUUUUGUAAAAUAGAACUAACAUUUUUCUUAAUCUACAAGAUGUGGUUCGUCAUCCGACACUCGAACGACAUAUGGAAUUGUUUGUCGAUCACGCGGUACGAUUUUACAUCGUUCGGCAACCGAAACAGACACAUACUGGAUCGUUGUCGAAAUCGUCUGGCGUGGUUCACGACCAUAUAUGCGACAGUGUAUUUCACGGGGACGAUCAGUUACUUGGCCAUCACCUUAGCGUUCAGUGGAGAUAAAUCACCAGUCAAAAGCCACGGCGGUUCAAUCGGCUAUUACCGCCAGAACGCCAUGAAUUUGUAUUUAAUCGUAUCUGACGAAACGUACAACGCACACUAUUAUACGUUUUACUUCGUCGAGGCAUUAUUCGGCACCUUUAUGGGACUAUUUUUCUUCAUAUUCGAUUUUCUUCUGGUUACACUGUGCUUUAGUAUGUGCUGUCAGAUUCAAAUCAUUUGCUCUGCGUUCGAAUCGGUCGGACACAUAUCACUUCGUGACCAUCAUUCCCCAAUUGAUUACACAGAUGGAAAUAUAAUUAUAUCACCUAAUGAACACGAGUUAAUAUAUUAUGAAAUAAUAACAAUCAUAAUGGAUCAUCAAUUAUUAAUGAAGAAAUAUGAAGAUUUUUUAACUCUAUUUCGACGAGUGAUGUUGUCACACAUUUUCGUAUCGUCAUUAUUGGUCAUCGUGCUUUGGUUUACUUUCAUAAUGAGUUUCUCCAACGAUAAUAGAUUUAUGACUUCGGAUGUUAUAGUAAAAAAAAUGUUUUGUGUAAUUCCACCAAUAUUGUUACAAAUAUAUAUGAUGUGUUAUUUAUUUGGCAACAUACACAAUCAAAAAGAUUCAAUAAUAUUUGCAUUAUACAGCAGUAAUUGGACCGACAUGGAUAUGAAAUGUAAAAAAUUGAUAUUAUUGAUGAUGAAAUUGAAUAAUGCCAAUCACAAAAAGUUAAAAUUUACUAGAACAAAAAUUGUAAACUUGGAAAUGUUUUUUAAAACAAUGGGUAAUUGCUACACAGUCAUUUCGGUUUUAGUAAAUUAUAUACUAAAACAGAACGAAUAG